AUGAAGAAUAUAGUGUUUUCAAGAAACAAACCACUAUCUUAUGAUGCUUCGAAGGCAGUGGUUAAAUCAUUGAAUUUGGAGAUAAGAGAGCAAAUCCACCACCGUAUUCCUUCCCUUCAUACCAUCAACUGUCUCUUCCCUUUUGAGCUCGAAAAAGUGAAAAUCUCCAACGAUACUCUCGUAAUCAACAAUAGAAAAUGGACCGUUGGGAGGAGAAUCCAGAGAGAAAAUGAAAUGGAGCCUGUGAUAGAUGAAACGGAAGUUUCAAUCAGUCUUGGAGAGCAACGUGCACCAACUCGUCGAUUAAAUCAAUCGCCUGAUGACGUCUUCGAACAACUAUUCGACGCCUACAUCAGAAAUGGGACAGUUGUCAGAGGAACGCUUACCCUUGUUGGUAUACCAGCGUUUUUGAAGAAGAAAAAUUCAGAUGAGUUGAAGAUAAAAGUGGCAAAUUUGGAGUUGCCGACUCAGAGAGGUUCUACGGAGAAUUACGAACAACUGAGAAGAUUCAUUGAUUUGAAGGCGUUGAGAAGUGUGAUGAUAGAACAUUUAGCAGCGAAUAAUAUUUCGAGUAUGCUCGAGAAGCCAGAGAACUGGAUUAUAACUGGCCGUGAGAUAGGGACACGUUUCAGUUUGUAUCAGACACAGUACGUAGACGUUGAUUCAAUUUUUGAGCGUUUAAAGCAGCGAUUUGGAGCGAUUGAGUCAAAACAUCCAGAACAUCACUACUACACUGACGGCGUCACUAUUAAAAUGGGGGAUGAUAGACGUCUGGUGAUAUUUGCUGAGUAUGUGGGUGAUAGUGAAGUAUCUUAUCCCUUCAAUCAUGAUCCAUGGGUGUUUGAAAUGGAGAUUAUGGCAAGUGCAUCUGCAACUGGCAUUGUGGGAAGUGACUGA
Molecule: messenger RNA, 897 nt
Organism: Caenorhabditis remanei
Lineage: Eukaryota; Metazoa; Nematoda; Chromadorea; Rhabditida; Rhabditidae
Exons: 4
Coding region: 1-897 (298 amino acids)
Source: RefSeq, a predicted model, not a curated record